Molecule: messenger RNA, 1275 nt
Organism: Arabis nemorensis
Lineage: Eukaryota; Viridiplantae; Streptophyta; Magnoliopsida; Brassicales; Brassicaceae
Source: the annotation of a GenBank genome assembly
AUGGUCACUACAAAUUCUCAAAAGAGUAAUCUGGGCAUGAGUUUCUUUCAGAAUAUCAUUAAACCCUUCAAACGCAGCUCCAAUCGAGGUCUUGAAGACGAUAUCGAACGAAUCGCUGCUCUGGAGCAGAAAGUUUUCCCAUUUCAAGUUUUAGUUUCCGCUACUAAAGAUUUCCACCAAACCCAUAAACUCGGCGAAGGUGGAUUCGGACCCGUCUACAAGGGAAGAUUACCUGACGGGAGAGACAUAGCAGUGAAGAAGCUAGCUCAGGGUUCAAGGCAAGGGAAAAACGAGUUUGUAAACGAGGCUAAGUUGUUAGCUAAAGUCCAGCAUCGUAAUGUCGUUAAUCUAUGGGGUUAUUGUACUCAUGGAGAUGAUAAACUCUUGGUCUAUGAGUACGUCGCCAAUGAGAGCCUCGACAAGGUCCUCUUCAAAUCUAAUAAGAGAUCAGAGAUAGACUGGAAGCAGAGGCUUGAGAUCAUAACAGGCAUUGCUCGAGGACUGCUUUAUCUCCAUGAAGACGCGCCGAACUGCAUCAUCCAUAGGGACAUUAAGGCUGGCAACAUUUUACUUGAUGAAAAAUGGGUUCCUAAGAUUGCGGAUUUUGGGAUGGCCAGACUCUACCAAGAAGACGUAACUCACGUCAACACUCGUGUCGCAGGAACCAAUGGUUAUAUGGCGCCGGAGUACGUAAUGCACGGUGCUCUAUCGGUAAAAGCAGACGUAUUCAGCUUUGGGGUUGUGGUUCUGGAGCUCAUUAGUGGCCAGAAGAACUCGAGUUUUAGUAUGAGACACCCCGACCUGACUCUUCUUGAAUGGGCAUAUAAAUUGUACAAGAAAGGCAAGACCAUGGAGAUAAUAGACCCAGAGAUAGCAGCAUCGGCUGAUCCGGACCAAGUCAAACUCUGCGUUCAGAUCGGCCUGCUCUGUGUGCAAGGUGAUCCGCACGAGAGACCACCAAUGAGACGAGUGUCCCUGCUUCUCUCGAGAAAACCAGGAAAUCUAGAAGAACCAGACCGUCCUGGUGUCCCGGGAUCUAGAUACCGUCGUCGAUCACAUCGUCCUUCAGGAGCGUCAUCGGUUGGAACAUUGUCCACCACUGGUUCGAGAACAGAUUCGUUCGGUUCGAACUUGAACACAAACACAGGAACCAACUCAGGAACGGGUAGAAAUACUCCAGCGUCAUCUAGGACUCCGACUCGAACUCACGCCACUAGAAGUGCAGGUGCAAGCUCUAGCUCAGACCCUCACGGGAAACGACCUAUGAGUUAUUGA